Messenger RNA from Schistosoma guineensis, 2462 nucleotides. Lineage: Eukaryota; Metazoa; Platyhelminthes; Trematoda; Strigeidida; Schistosomatidae. The record is from the annotation of a GenBank genome assembly.
AAAUUUUUGUAUAGAAGAUCAUUCUAUUCUAUUCUGUUUUAGAUUAAGAUCCUGGAACAAAAUCAAACCAAAGAAUGUUCCAUGGAUUAGAUCUAAACUAAGAAAUUAAUAAUGAAAAAGAAGAGCUUCAAUAAAUUUCUCAAAGUAUUUCAUUUAAUCCAUAGAAAGAAGUAUCAUCUAAAUGAAAAUGAAUUCGUUUCAGAAGAUCCUUAUGGAAUAUCUUCUAUUAGUCCAUUACCAAAAGGUAUAUUCAAUAAAGAAGGAUCUAUGGAAGGUGAUGAUGGUGAUGAUGAAGAUGAAGAUGAUGAUAACAAUGAAAUCUCAUCGAUUUUUUCUAUUCCAACACAAAGAAUGCAACAUAAUUCAUUGAAUUCACAUCAGAAUAAACAUGAUGUCAUUCAUUAUGUUCUAGGUGAUCCACAGACGAUGAUGCAUCAUUUAACAAAGAAGAUUAAACAAAAAAUACCACAAUUAUCUAAUAAAAAUAUAAUGGAUAGUACUAAAACAAAUAAAGUAUCUAUGGAGAAGUUGAAUAACUUGACGACGCCCCAACAGCAACAACAACAUACUACUACUACUACUGCUACUAGUAGUAGUAGUACUUGUACUAGUACUUCUUUGAAUGAGAAAUCAAUAACGAAACUAUCCAAAAAGGAAUUAAAACCAAAACACAAUGAUAAACAACAAAAAGAUAAAAUCUCAACGAAAACAAUCUCUUCAAUACACAAAUCCAAUAAAUCUCAUAAAGAGAUUGAUGAAGACAAAUUGAAACGAAAAAAGACGAAACAAUCGAAUAUACAUAAACAAAUAAUAAACAACGAAUUGAUUAAUAAAACAAUGACUAAAUCAAAUAAGAAUGAUCUAACUAUUCAAAGAGAACAUAAUACCAUUGAACUAUUAGAUCCAAUCCAUGAUCAAGACAAUACAAUGAAACAAACUGAUGAUCUAAUCAAUAAAGACUUAUCUAUUGAAACAAUUGAUACAUCAAUAAAGAAUGAUCUAAAUAUUCAUGAAGAACAAAAUACAAUUAAAAUAUUAAAUCCAAUCAAAUCGAUUGAAUCAAUUCAUUAUCCAAUAAAUAUUACCAUGGCAACAAUUGAUCAUAUAAAUAUUCCGUUAGAAACAAAAAAUCAAUAUAUAGGAAAUGAUUUUAAAGGUUUAAAACUAUUAAAUAAUAAUAUUCUUCAUUAUAUUGAUUUAAUAGAUAAUAAUCAUAAACAAAUAGAUUAUAUCAUAGAGAAAGAAAACAAAGAUAAGACAUUAGAAGGUAACCAUGACAACAAUCUAGAUCAUAAUGUCUAUCCAAUCACAAAAAAAGAGAAUGGAAUUCAAACCGAUCAAGAAUCUCAAGUUAUAUCAAUCUCUAAUGUAGAUCAUCCAAAAGAGAUCUCAUCUAAACAAAUUCAUCAUAUAGAAAAGAUAACAAGAGAUUAUCUUGAUAAUAAUUAUAAGAAUAAAUUAAGAACUAUUCAUAAUGAUCAGAAUAGAUCUAUUGAAGAGAAAGACUGUACGAAUUGUGGACCAUCAAAAGAUGAAUCAUCUAGUGAAACUUUCUCAUCAAAUCCAACUUAUUCAUCAAUAUAUCAUAAUGAUGAUAAAUGUAAAUCUAUACAAUGGUAUAAUAAUCAACCAUAUCAUGAUCAUGAUCAUCAUCAUCAUUCAAUGCAUCAUAACUGUAUGCUUAGGGAUUUGACAAAAUCUCCAGGAUUUUAUCCAUGUUAUUGUAAACAUGAUGAAUGGAAUAAUCCAUCAAAAAGAUUGAAUACAAAUCAAUUGAAACAUCAAUGUGCAUGUUACUAUGGCAACUCUUGUAAACAGGAUCAUUUCAAUAAAUAUCGAUAUUCAUAUCUUAAACGAUAUUUAUCUCCUCAAAGGAUAAGAUUAUUAAAGAAAGAAUUAAAGUAUAGAUUACCAAUUAGAGAUCAGCUUUGUUUGAAUCGAAAUGAUCAAAAUCAAUAUUGUCAAUGUAGUACAUCAUGUUUACCAUCUACAGAAUAUGAUACUUCUUCGAUGAAUUUGAAUCAGUUGACUCAUCAUAAUAUACCAUCCAAUUCAUUUAAUACAAUACAACAAUCAUCAUUCAUGAAUAACAUUGUUAAUCCUAUGAAUAUACCAUCAUGGUAUAGUUUCAAUGUACCAAUGAUGAUAACACAACCACGAUUUAUCAUAAGACAUAUUCCAGUACCAAUGAUUAUUCCACAAUGUUCUACUAGAACAAUUCAAUCAGUGAAUUCAUAUCCAUUAUCUACAAUCAAUCCAUAUGUUUAUCCGAAUGAUAUAACUUCCAAUAUGUCACAACCAAUACAUUAUGGUUUACCAUAUUAUCAAUAUACAUGAUAUGUAAAGUGAUCAUUAGUGAAAUAUACAUUCAACAGUUAUAUAGUUUAUACUUUUAUUAAAAGUGUUUCAUGCGAUACAUUGAUGGUGAUUGGAGGUAGUUAAUAGGAAUACCUGGAUAUUUG